AGGACUGUCCGGAAGGCGUUGAUGAGGAAAGCUUCAAGCGCAUGCACGAGCUGCGUGCGGAGAAGCUUCGGGCGGAGGUGGAGGUGGCGAAAGGAGCCAUGGUUCUGUCCGAAAUGGGUGGAUUCUUGUCUCACUUGGAGCGAGAGUGCGCCGACGCCAAGGGAGACCGAGACCGCUUAGAGCGAGAACUUCGGGAACAUAAGGAAUUGAUGAACAGUGAGCUCUACGACAUCGAGAUCCUCUUUAAGCUGAAGCAGGGUCAGGUUGAAGUGCCACAAGCUGCCGUGGUGACCGAUUACUCGGAUGCCAUUGUGAUCGACCAGGAGGUGGUCGAAUCCCGGAAUAGAAGGAUCACGGAUCUUGGAAAAGACAAGGUUCACAUCCUGACCAAGAUCAAGGAGUUCCGAAAAUCCUUGAGCCUGUUGGACUGGGAGCAUGAAAUGCUGGCGCUGCAAACCACCGAUUUGGAGGAGAGAACCAAAGAUGUACAUAUGCUCCGUGUGACCAAGGACCUGCAAUCUUUGCUCAAAGGUGGCGAAGAAGGCAGAAACAAGGCAGAAUCGGAUUUGCUUGAAAGAAAGAUCGAGCACUUGAGCGAGGCCACUGAGAAGAAGGAGCAGGCACUGAAGAAGCAGCAUUCGAUGGUGUCGCAUGCUGCAAAGCUCCGAAAGAACGAGAACACGAUGUUGGAGAAGAAGCUGCGUGAGCUGCAGCAGAACGUGAUCCAGAGAGAGCACAUCCGUCGCCUCCGGGGCCCCGCGGGUGGCGGGCAGCAGAAGACCGGUGGUGGCGGACGGGUGGAGGAAGAUGAGGGUGCCGCCAAAGCCGCGCGGGCUGCGUUCAAGGAGUUGAGAAGUCGCCAAAGACUCAUGGAGGCUGCUAAGAAGAACACCGAAGAAAUCGAAAUUCUUCACAAGGAGCUGGACCGACUGCGGCAGAGAACCUUCCCGUCCUUUGUCCAGUUGCACGAGGACAGGCCGUCCAACCCCGACUUCAGAUGAUGCUGUACGAUAAAAGACAGCAUUUUCCAGGAUACUGGGACCCUGCAAAACAGAGUUCUCAGUCUCAGUUUCACCCAGGCAGAUUAAGCUCGGUUGUCAGAGCUUUUCGCCCAACAUCAACAGCCAAGCAGUAAAAUUUUGGCCAGACGAAAGCCUCUGACAAGCUUCCAAGCUCACAUUCCAGAUGCCCAAACUGGUCAACUGGACGGUCUCACUUUGCAUGUUUCGACGUGUCAAGUGAUCACCCAUGAAAACA
Messenger RNA from Cladocopium goreaui, 1257 nucleotides. NCBI's taxonomy places the organism in Eukaryota, Dinophyceae, Suessiales, Symbiodiniaceae. The record is from the annotation of a GenBank genome assembly.